CGAAUCUGAGCCACUGCCCCCAAGCAUUUUAUGAACGAAAGGGGUGGGCGAGCGAGUCAGUCACGGGAGGAAAGGGAAAUGAUUGUAAAUCCAUUCAGAUCCAGAAUUUAGUCUCUCCUUUUUUUUAACAGGGGGGGAAAAAAAGAUCUCCACAUUUUCUCCUGCUCGUCGUCCUGAAGCUCUCCCGGUUUCCCGCGCUGAUGAGAGAGAGGGGCGCGCGAGCCACCUGAAGGACUCUGAGGACUUAAGUUGCAGCUGCGGCUCAGCGAGUAAAUGACACCAGAAAACCAACGAGUCUGGCAUCAAAUCUGAAACCUUCGAGGACUGUAACGCUGGAGAUGAAGAGAGAGUGCACACUUUUCUGUGGGAUUUGGAUCGGGAUAGCCUCUUUCUCAGGUCUGGUGGCUGGGUUUUCUAUGACACCACCUGCUCUCGACAGCUCCAAAGACCAACUCGUGAUUGACGCCAAUGACACACUGACUAUUACUUGCAGGGGACAGCGCAUUCUGGACUGGGCCUGGCCUGAGCAGUCUCUCAGCAAAGUCGAGCUUAGCAAGCGAGAGGGGCAGCAGCCAACCACCCGUGCUGACGACCAGAGAACGUUGUCGGUGAGAGAGUGUCAGGGAGAGCCUGGAAAACCUUACUGCAAAACCCUUGUGCUGACCAAAAGCCACAGCGAUGACACUGGCUACUACCGCUGCUUCUACCAGGACAUUAAAGCCGUCAUCGAUGGAAUCACCGCCGUCAGCAUAUAUGUCUUUGUACGAGACCCUAGUAACCCAUUUGUCAAGAGAAACGAGAUGCAGACCAUCUUCAUAAGAUCUUCAGACACACACAUUGAGGUGCCAUGUCUGGUUUCUGAUCCUGAGCUGAAUGUCACCCUCUUCUCAAUACAGCAGAGCCCUUUGGUAGGUAAAGACAUCACCUGGAGCAACAGGAGAGGUUGGUCUGUCCCCAGAUACGUCAUGGACCACAUGUCCUUGUUCGUUGGCUUCUUCUGUUCCCUGACCUUGUAUGGCAGAAAAUACACGUCCAGCACCUUUUUGGUCAUGGAAACUGGAGCAAAGAUUUAUGAUCUCAAGCUAUUUCCUGACGACUCACCCCUCGAGCUGAUGCAAGGCGACGUCCUGGUCCUCAACUGCACAGCACUGGUGGAGUUUGAUACAGGCGUGGAAUUCAAAUGGGCCUAUCCAGGCCAAAAGGAGAACAGGAUAGUGAGCAUGCAGUCUGUGCGCCAUUCCAUGUACCAAUCCACAGAGGCCACAAGCAUCCUAACCAUCCGCAAUGUCAAUGUCAACGACACUGGUUUAUACACCUGCUCUGCUAACAGCGUGGAAACGAGUUUGGAACGCAUCAUGUUGGUAAUAGUGCAUGAGAAGCCAUUCAUUAGUUUGGACUACAGGAAUGGUUCCAUGGUGGAAGCUACUGUUGGACAAAAGUCAGUCAAGUUGUCUGUUAGAGUGUCCGCAUACCCCACUCCAGUCACCCACUGGUAUAAAAACAUGACGCUGAUAACGAGGCGGCCGGAGUUCAGUCGAUUUAAGUCUCAAGAUCACCACCUAGAGAUCAGGGAUGUGCGUAAAGAGGAUGCAGGAGGCUACACGGUGGUUUUGAAGAACAGUGCUGCUGGCAUAGAGAAGAAACUCCACUUCAUUCUCAUCAUCAAUGUUCCACCUCAGAUCCAUGAAAAGGAGGCAGCAGCACCUACCAACCCCUACAGGAGGGGUAGUCGUCAGACUCUUACCUGUACCGCCACUGGUUACCCUCCGCCGACGACCGUCUCCUGGCAGUGGAGACCGUGGAGUCCCUGCGGCCUGAAUUCCACCCACAGGACAAAAGCUCGUAGAGGACAGCGAGACAAGGUUCCUCUGUGUCAGGAUUGGAUCGAUCUGGACCUUGAACACACUGUGAACACAAUCGACAGCAUGGACACUUGGCUCGAGCCAGUGGAUGGCAAACAAAAGACGGUGGGCCGCGUGGUCAUUCGAAACGCCAACGUCUCGGCUAUGUACAAAUGCUCAGCGGAGAACAAAGUGGGGAAAGAUGAACGUCUCAUUUACUUCUACGUAACCACCAUUCCAGAAGGCUUUGGGAUUGAGAUGGAGCCCACAGAGGAGCCUCUGGAGCAGGAGUCAGUAAGCCUGAAAUGCAGUGCUGACAAUUACACCUAUGAAAACCUGCGCUGGUACCGACUGGACCCCCAGGCUGUGCCCCCGGAGGACUGCAAGAGCCUGCACCAGUAUGCUGAGGCCCUGGGUGGAGAGCUCUACUUUCAGGCUUCCAGCAACAACUGGGUCUUGGAGCUCACCUUCGCCAGCCUGCAGCUCCAGGAUGAGGGCAACUACGUGUGCGAGGUGCAGAACCGGCGCAGCGGGGAGAAGCAUUGCCAUCGCAAAUAUGUCCCCGUGAAGGCCCUGGAGGCCCCAAGGUACCGGCACAACCCCACCAACCAGACAGUGAAUGUCAGUGCGUCUCUGCAGAUGGAGUGUGAUGUGGAGGGCACGCCUUCUCCGAAGCUUUCCUGGUUUAAAGACAACCAGCCCCUCCACCAAGUAUCAGGGAUCCUGCUGCAGGACUCCAACCGGACGCUUAGCAUCCAGCGUGUCCGUGAGGAAGACGCCGGUAUUUACACAUGUACCGCCUGCAACCAGAGAGGCUGCAUCCACUCCUCAGCAACCGUGUCUGUUAUUGGUUCUGACGACAGCACGAAUGUAGAGGUAGUGAUCCUCAUUGGAACUGGAGUCAUCGCCGUCUUCUUCUGGGUCCUCCUCAUCCUCAUCUUCUGCAAUGUCAAGCGGGUGAACCCAGCUGAUAUCAAGACAAGCUACCUGUCCAUCAUCAUGGACCCAGGGGAGGUGCCUCUGGAGGAGCAGUGCGAAUACCUGCCCUACGACUCCAACCAGUGGGAAAUCCCGCGGGACCGGCUGCGCCUUGGGAAGGUGCUUGGUCAUGGUGCUUUUGGGAAGGUUGUAGAGGCCUCCAUUUAUGGGAAUGACAGGAAGAGCAGUUUAGGCACUGUGGCUGUCAAGAUGCUCAAAGAGGGAGCCACAGCCAGUGAACACAAAGCCCUAAUGUCAGAGUUGAAAAUCCUAGUUCACAUUGGAAACCACCUCAAUGUGGUCAACCUGCUGGGAGCUUGCACUAAACCCAAUGGUCCACUCAUGGUGGUGGUGGAGUACUGCAAAUAUGGAAAUCUGUCCAACUACCUACGGGCUAAGAGGGAAUUCUUUUUGCCAUACAGGGAUCGUUCCCCUAAAACACAGAGUCAGGUGAGGAGGAUGAUGGAGGCUGGGCAGGUAGAGCAGAGAGGCUGCCACCCUUCGAGCCAGUCUCAUCCUGCCAACAUCAGCUCUCCAACCCAGCUUCGGGGCAAAACCACCAGUCCAGAUAGCACCCCCUCAGUGGAGAAAAUGGAUGACCUCUGGAAGACCCCUCUUACAAUAGAAGAUCUCAUAUGUUACAGCUUCCAGGUGGCACGAGGGAUGGAGUUCCUGGCAUCUCGUAAGUGCAUUCAUCGAGACUUGGCAGCCCGGAACAUUCUGCUGUCGGAGAACAACGUGGUGAAGAUCUGUGAUUUUGGUCUGGCUCGUGAUAUCUACAAGGACCCAGACUAUGUCCGGAAAGGAAAUGCCAGACUGCCACUCAAGUGGAUGGCUCCUGAGAGCAUUUUCGACAAAGUGUACACCAGCCAGAGUGAUGUCUGGUCCUUUGGCGUGCUGCUGUGGGAGAUCUUCUCACUAGGUGCCUCCCCUUACCCCGGCAUUCAGAUUGAUGAGGACUUCUGUCAACGGCUGAAGGACGGCACCAGGAUGAGAGCUCCUGACACUGCCUCCCCUGAAGUAUAUGGGAUCAUGCUGGCCUGCUGGCAGGGCGAGCCCAGGGAGAGGCCCACAUUUCCUGCACUGGUAGAGAUACUGGGAGACCUUCUGCAGGACAACAGUUUACCGGACAUUCCCUUCAAUGUGUCUCAGAGCUCUUCAGAUGAUGGCUUCUCACAGGCUUCCUCCAGACCUCCGUCAGAGGAGGAGCUGAGAAUGGCCUGCAACACGAUGCCGGCCAGAUACUACAACUGUGUGCCUUUCUCUGGGUGUGUGAUGGUGAGCCCAUCAAAGUCAUGUCACUCUCGAGUGAAGACGUUCGAGGAGCUUCCGAUGGAGAUGACCUCCCACAAGUCACAUCAUGACAGCCAGACGGACAGUGGGAUGGUAUUGGCCUCUGAGGAGCUGGAGAGGCUUGAGCACAAGCACAGAGGAGCCAUGCUAAAGAGUUCAGCGGCCGGCACCAGCACAGAGCGCCUGAUCGGUAGCCCAAGCCAAACCAGCAGCAUCUGCAGCAGCAGGCACCGGCCGGCCUUCUUCAGUCAGCUCUCCGGCCAGACCUUCUACAACAACGAGUACGGCCAGCUCUCUGAGGAAGGCGUGUGUGACUUCUUCUCCACCCCGGACCUGGCCGUGACCGAGGGAUCGUGCCCAGCAACCUCCAACCUGUAACAGCACCCUAUCAGGCCCGAUCAGAUCCAUCAUGGUCAUCAGCCCCCCUAAACCCCCAAGCCCCUAACCCUGCCUCACAAACUGAACUGAUUUUCCCUCUUUUUUUACCAUGUUCCAUGUUCUCUCUGCUGCCACUGGGUGGCACCAUUACGUCAGUUGCAAAUCAAAAAAGUAUUUUAACGCAUUUGUUACAUUUAUCUUGAUAUGAAGUGUAAGCUUCUGUUUAUUUGUACAAAAAUUAACCCCGAAUGGGGAAAAAUAAAGCAAUAUAUCUUCUUGUA
Colossoma macropomum (tambaqui) is the source of this 4771-nucleotide messenger RNA. It is a transcript of the gene flt4, whose product is annotated as fms related receptor tyrosine kinase 4. The transcript has 30 exons. Gene Ontology annotation, molecular function: ATP binding; transmembrane receptor protein tyrosine kinase activity. Gene Ontology annotation, cellular component: signaling receptor complex. Bases 339 to 4490 code for a protein of 1383 amino acids. Gene Ontology annotation, biological process: positive regulation of kinase activity; protein phosphorylation; cell surface receptor protein tyrosine kinase signaling pathway. The record is from RefSeq and is a predicted model, not a curated record. Lineage: Eukaryota; Metazoa; Chordata; Actinopteri; Characiformes; Serrasalmidae.